AUGUGCAAUGCGCGCAACAGGGCUGCGUCCCCUGGGCGGAAGUCAAAGGUCAGGUGCAGUGGGGAUGCGUCCGGGUGCCCGCGUAGUCUAACCCUGGAGCAGCACAUCCGGCAACGCUGGAACGCCGAGGCGUCGAAACCGUUCGAGGCGCACCCGCUGGGCCAGCCGCCGGAAGUCCCGGAGGGCGUCCUGAGCGCCCUGAAAUGGAUGCGCGACUGUGCUGACUUUGAGGGUUGGGCAAUAGCGCAGGUGCGGUUGUGGCAACGCAUUGCGCGGCAGAUGGAGCCUGCACGAAUUAAGUGGCGCGCGGGGUUGGCGCCCGAUGUGGCGGCAGCGUUGCCGCCCCAAUACCGCGGCCCGCUGCGUCGUGAAAUGCUUCGCGCCUCGGGGCGCCAGGAUGCGCAGCUGCGCGACGACAUAGAGCGUGGCUUUCCCACGGCGAGGAUCCUGCCAGACCCCUUGCAAUUCGAGGCACUCUUGCCAGGGGUGCAACCCGCGGCGCAGGAACUCGAGCGCGCGCUAAGGCGAGCCGCGGAGCGGCAAGGUGACACUUUGCGGUCGCUCUUGGGCAAACCUCGCAGAGAGCCAGGCGCAGUGGAGGUCACGCAGCAGACGCUCGAGGUGGCCCGCGACGGGGAAAUGGCGGACCCCUGGCACGUAUACGCAGCUAGCGACGGAUCUCUCGUGUCACAGGUCCCCCUUGCCAAGUGGCCCCCCGCGCAACGUUUCCCUCGCAUUCGACGGCGCGAGGGGUCAAGCUUCGCAGCGCGCCCGAUCGAUGACUGCACGGCAUCGGGCCUCAACCCUGCAGCGGCGGCGGUAGAGAAGAUGCGCAUGGCAGGGUUGCUUGUGCUCUUAGACAUCUGCCAACUCAUUGCAAAGGGGUUCGCGGAUUGGCAAGACGAGGGCGCGCCGGUGCUAGCCAAGGGGGGCCAUGGAAAGGCGCGCCGCCAGUGGGCGGUGCGCCCCGAGCACCACUGUUUUGUAGUUUCACUUGUCUGGAGCGAGGACGUCGGUCCACAGGGGGGAUUUCUGGCUUUCGCGCGCAGAGCCUUUCCGUUUGGGGCGCUCGCGGCAGUCUGGGGAUAUGGGGGGGCCCCGGGCAACGUUUGCCAUGCGUUGCGACGCUUGUUUUCUGCGCCGCAGCUCCCGCGGGUAGACGACUUUACGCGCGCGGUGCCGCGGCGGCGCGCCGCGCUCGUGCAGUGGAUAUUUAAAGAGGUCCACGAAAUGCUCGGCAUACCUCUCAAAGCCGAGAAGAACCAAGGCCUUGCGGCGCGCUUGGACCUCCUGAGCAUGGAGAUCGCCGCCGCCAGUCUCUGGCCAGGUCUUCGUCUCACCCCCCAAGCGGAGGGCAGACCUCCAGACCGCGGUGGAUUCGGCGCCGCGGGCGAGGCAUCUUUCGGCGCGGGAGGCCUGGCGUUUAGGCUCGGUGAGGAGCAGCGCAACGCGCAAGCCGAAUUCCUCGCGGCGCUGAUGUUCCUGUCUAAGACGGUCGCGAAACAGCGAGAGGCCGCGGAGCUGGCGCAGCUGUAUCAGUUGCGCGCCGCUGAGCCGGUGCUGCCAGCAAGCGCGCGUGCGAAGCCCGCGGCGUGGGCCGCCGCAGUGCAGGCCGCGGAGACCGAGGCGCCGCCGAGGUGGGCGGCCCCGCGCGCGCGCAAACAGCGCAAGCCGAGUGGCCGCCGAGGACGCGUGCUCCUUUUCAUCCCCCCCGCCAACAUGCACCGCCGCUGCGGCGAGGGCGGCGCGGGCCCGUCGCCGUUUGAGGCCCGGGGCGCGCCUGGCCUCGGUUUGCGCGCGCGCGCCGCCGCGGCUGGGGGCGCGGCCUCGCAGAGCCCGACGUGCGACGACCUGGAGCAGAUGACCGACGGGUGUAUCUGUCGCCCCUCCAGCAACGCCAUCGCGACGCCGAACGUGCCACGCGGCCCUUGGUCGCCACUCGACCUACCCAUGCGCGAGCAUAACGGCGCGACCGAGAUGAAGGUCGCCCGCGUUGUCGAUGUCAUUGUGGACCACGAGGGCGCGAUCGACUACGACGCGCUGCCGGCGCUGUACCUCAAGGCCUUCCAGGACAAUGAGUUGGCAUCCUUGCCGCCGCCCUUGGGUACCAAAUCUGCGGAUUUCAAGAACGGGAAGACCCAGAUAGCCAUUCUGCCACAGGACAACGGGAAUACCUGCAUCAUCAAGCACUUCGUGUUCAAGGAUAUGAUCAGCACCAAGCACUUUCCGAGCAUCUGCUACGGGCGGUCGCACGUGCCCACAUGGGCUCAUCCAAAGGUUGGCGUAGAGGUCCUCCGGCAGGCGUUCGAGAACAUUGGCGGCUGCCAGUUCGAGUGCUUCUGCCUAGAAGCGAACGCGGCAGUCACGAAAAAGGGGCCCAGAGGCUCCAAGUUCGAGGACGUCGGGGCGCUGAAGUGGACGCUGACGCACAGGUCGAUCAAGACGCUCAAGGAGACCUUCGUGAAGCCCCUCGCGGCGCCCAUGGCCAUCGCGGCCCGCGACGGCCUCGCGAAGGAGCUCUACUCCCGCGUCUUCGACUGGCUCGUGGUCCAGAUUUGCGCGGCCACCUCGGCACCCGAGGGCAGGACGAGUCACUUCGUGGGUCUGCUCGAUAUCUUCGGCUUCGAGUCGUUCGCCAUCAACAGGUUCGAGCAGCUGUGCAUAAACUACGCGAACGAGAAGCUGCAGCAGAAGUUCACCCUGGACGUGUUCAAGGCGGUUCAGCAAGAGUAUCCAAAGGAAGGCAUUCCAUGGGACCGCAUCGAGUUCAAAGACAAUGCUCCACUACUCUCGCUGAUCGAAGCAAAGCUUGGCAUUAUUGCAAUGCUAAACGAAGAGUGCGUGCGUCCAAAGGGGUCGGACGAAAACUUCGUGUCCAAGCUUAAAACAGUUCACCAAGAGGACCCUGCAUUCUCUACACCGAAGCUUGGAGCUGAUAGAGAGCGGCAGUUCACAAUCCGACACUAUGCCGGCAGUGUUACGUACACUACAUCUGGUUGGCUUGAGCGCAACAGAGACACGAUAUCAGAAGAUUUAUUUGCACUUAUGCGCACUUCAUCGAAUCCAGUUGUCGCAAAGGUGUUCAGCGUGGAGGACGGAGCGGAAAAGGUUGAGAGCGCCAGAAAACCAGACACCGUGAUGACUAAAUUCAAGUCGUCCUUGGGGCAGCUCAUGGAGACGAUUGGCCAGACAACGACGCAGUACGUCAGAUGCAUCAAGCCUAAUAAGAACAAGUCCGCGGCAGAGGUUGACAACAUGAUGGUGGUGGAGCAGCUCCGCUGUGCUGGUGUCAUCGAGGCGAUCCGCAUCUCCCGCGCCGGCUUCCCCGCGCGCAUGCCGCUGGCGGACUUCGCGAGGCGUUUCGGCAUCCUGGCGAGGGCCCUGGCAGGCCUCGGCUUCUCCCGAGGAAGACGGGCCCUGGACACCGGCGACGCCUCGGUUGCGUCGUUGGCCGCGGCCGCGAUCCAGGCAGACCCGGGCAAGGACGCGGCGGCCGCCUGCCGCAAGCUGAUGGCCGCCUUCGCUUCCACAGGCGCCGAGCAGUACGUGAUUGGGCGGACGCGGGUGUACUUCAAGAGCGGGGUGCUCGAGGCACCGCCGUCGCCUGACAUCGACGCGGCGGAACAGGCGACCCGAGACCCGCCGCGGGAGUUGUGA
This is a messenger RNA of Prorocentrum cordatum, 3657 nucleotides long. The record is from the annotation of a GenBank genome assembly. Lineage: Eukaryota; Dinophyceae; Prorocentrales; Prorocentraceae.